AUGUCCAAGAGAAACAGGCAGAUUGUCAAGGAUGGAGGAGCCGAAGCCGCCGCACCCCCGGAGCCGAAGAGGAUGAAGGUGGAUGGCUCCUCUUACACCGCAGGGUUGACGCAUGACAAGUACACUAGGCAUGCAGAUCUCCUAAAGCCACUGAAUGACCCAAACACCUACACUCUCGGGGCCAUUCGUAAUCACAACGUCGUCAUAGCUUGCUUACCAAAAGGCAAGACUGGAACCAUUCCAGCAGCCACCGUUGCGGCCCGGAUGGUCUCCACCUUUCCGUCUAUCAAAUUCGGCCUGAUGGUUGGCAUCGGUGGUGGUGUUCCACCUAAGGUCAGGCUCGGCGAUGUGGUAGUUAGCACCCCUGUGAGCGAGUUUCCUGGCGUGGGCGACAACUUCGAGCGGACCAGGGCGCUGGAUACACCGCCUAAUCUGCUGCUCACAGCUUUGACAAAACUGGAGUCAGAGCACGAUUUGACUGGUUCUUCCAAGAUUCCGGAGUUUCUCGAGGAAAUGAAACAAAAAUGGCCUGGGCUGGCGCCAAAGUAUUUGAGGCCCGAGUCGCUAGAGGAUAUCUUAUUCAAGGCUGAUUACGACCAUUUUCAUGAGAGCAUUGCAGACGGCGAAGCCACCGCGGAUAUUGACGACGGAGAGGAGAAGAAAGAGAGCUGCCAAUUCUGUGAUAGGACUAAGCUCGUCAAGAGGAAGCCCAGAAAUAUGCGCAUCCACUAUGGUCUGAUCGCGUCGGGCAAUAAGGUCAUGAAAAACGCCUCCUUCCGGGAUAAACUCAACAAAGAUCUCGGCGGCAAUGUUCUCUGCAUUGAAAUGGAAGCAGCAGGGCUCAUGAACAACUUUCCAUGCAUCGCCGUCCGAGGCAUCUGCGACUAUGCGAAUUCGCAUAAGAAUCAAGAUUGGCAGGAGCAUGCGGCUACUAUAGCUGCGGCAUUUGCGAAGGAACUUCUGGGAUUUGUACAGCCAAGUGAUAUUGACAGAGAGCGUCCAACUACCAACCCCAGAAUUCUUGGCCGGUACCUAGCUUGA
Molecule: messenger RNA, 1041 nt
Organism: Lasiosphaeria miniovina
Lineage: Eukaryota; Fungi; Ascomycota; Sordariomycetes; Sordariales; Lasiosphaeriaceae
Product: nucleoside phosphorylase domain-containing protein
Exons: 4
Coding region: 1-1041 (346 amino acids)
Biological process (GO): nucleoside metabolic process
Molecular function (GO): catalytic activity
Source: RefSeq, a predicted model, not a curated record